UCUGUCUUCUUCCCUAGUAAAAGUAGUAACCAACGGCGCCUCUCUCCCUUCAGCAAAGAAGAAGACGAAAAAGCUUGAAGCUUUCAUCUCAAGAACAUCAGCUAGGUCUGAUUUUCAAAAAAAAAUUGGAGAUUGAUAUGGAGGCGACACAAGAGAAGGAGGGACAAUAUCUGCUGGGAGAACCGACGUACAUAGAGCUUGAGAAUGGACGGUUCAAGUGUGUGGAGACUGGACACGAGUUGCCAGCCCACAACAAAGAAUCCUACGCGCACACCAAACACUGUCGUCUUGGCCUCAUUGACGCUGCCCUUGCUGCUAACAAGCCCCCUCUCAAUAUGUUCCUUCAGGACCCUGCUUCUAGGUCAAAAUUAAGUUGUAAGCUAACAGGAGAUACUGUGAACAAGUCUGAGGAGCAUAUAUGGAAACAUAUCAAUGGAAGACGUUUCCUGAACGUGUUAGAGAAAAAGGAAAUUGAGAAGCAAACACCAAGUGCAACAGCCAUGGUUGUAGAGAAGAGUCCACAAAAACCAAAGAAGAAGAAGUCAAAGCUAAAAGUGAAAAAGGAAAAACAUAAAAAGAAAGAAGAAGAGGAGGAGGAGAAUGGUGUUGAAAUGCAGAAUUCCUCUGAAAAGGAGGAUAGUGAGACUACGGAUAUUGAAGGUUUUUGGAUGCCUGCGGUGGGUGAGCGAUGGGACUUUGACAAUGGAGCAGACCGUUGGGGCUCAGGUUCUGAAUCUGAUGAGCAAGAAGAGACUGAAGAAGAUGAAAUUGAAAAUGAAACAGAUGAUGAUGAUGAUGCAAAUGCUGAAGAGAAUAAUAAAGAAGAUACACUGGAUAUUUCUAAAAGAACCAAACGGAUGUGCAUAGAGAUUGAUUCUAGCAACCUAGCUUCCGCCGCCAAAAAGAAGAAGAAGAAGACGGCCUAAUGAAAAUUUCUAUUUUGUUUGUGGAAUUUACUUGGAUUGUUAGUCUUAUGAUUUGAUUAAUUAGUGAUUUUCAGUGUUUAUAGACUAUUUAUUUAAAAGGAAAAAUUGUUUGUCUGAACUAAAUUCAUUUGCAUCAUGUGUUUGUAAUCUUAAUUAUAGUUUUUUUAGGACCAUUACUAUCAUAACAAAUGCCUCCAAACAUUUUGUG
Messenger RNA from Impatiens glandulifera, 1134 nucleotides. Its product is annotated as histone H2A.Z-specific chaperone CHZ1. The record is from RefSeq and is a predicted model, not a curated record. The coding region runs from base 138 to 926 and encodes 262 amino acids. The transcript is spliced from 6 exons. NCBI's taxonomy places the organism in Eukaryota, Viridiplantae, Streptophyta, Magnoliopsida, Ericales, Balsaminaceae.